Molecule: messenger RNA, 402 nt
Organism: Talpa occidentalis (Iberian mole)
Lineage: Eukaryota; Metazoa; Chordata; Mammalia; Eulipotyphla; Talpidae
Product: long-chain-fatty-acid--CoA ligase 6-like
Exons: 4
Coding region: 103-402 (99 amino acids)
Biological process (GO): long-chain fatty acid metabolic process; long-chain fatty-acyl-CoA biosynthetic process; very long-chain fatty acid metabolic process
Cellular component (GO): endoplasmic reticulum; membrane
Molecular function (GO): arachidonate-CoA ligase activity
Source: RefSeq, a predicted model, not a curated record
CCUGACUGACCGGGCCUUGCCUGGGCUCCUUCUGUUUUCUUACAGAGUCAGUGGGCUCCCACUUGUGCGGAUGUGCACAUUUCCUAUUUGCCUUUAGCACACAUGUUUGAGCGAAUGGUGCAGUCUGUCGUCUACUGCCAUGGAGGCCGUGUUGGCUUCUUCCAGGGAGAUAUUCGCCUCCUCUCAGAUGACAUGAAGGCUCUGUGCCCCACCAUUUUCCCUGUGGUCCCUCGACUGCUGAACAGGAUGUACGAUAAGAUCUUCAGCCAGGCAGACACGCCAUUAAAGCGCUGGCUCCUGGAAUUUGCAGCGAGGCGUAAACAAGCUGAGGUUCGGAGUGGAAUUGUCAGGAAUGAUAGCAUCUGGGAUGAACUCUUCUUAAUAAGAUUCAGAGCCUGGUAG